Molecule: messenger RNA, 3564 nt
Organism: Phacochoerus africanus (Common warthog)
Lineage: Eukaryota; Metazoa; Chordata; Mammalia; Artiodactyla; Suidae
Gene: POP1
Product: POP1 homolog, ribonuclease P/MRP subunit
Exons: 16
Coding region: 91-3114 (1007 amino acids)
Biological process (GO): tRNA 5'-leader removal
Cellular component (GO): ribonuclease MRP complex; nucleolar ribonuclease P complex
Source: RefSeq, a predicted model, not a curated record
GCCACGCACGUCGGCGUCGUGACUGCCGCAGAACGUUGUCAUUUCUGACCCCGGGCUUGCUGGCUUCCAGCCGCAGAGCAUCUGGCAGAAAUGUCUAAUGCCAAAGAAAGGAAACAUGCUAAGAAAAUGAGAAACCAGCCCACCAAUGUGACUUUAUCCUCUGGCUUUGUGACCGAUGGAGGUGUAAAGCACCAUAGUGGAGGCGGAAAACCUUUCCAGGCUCAAAAAGAUCCUCACUCUGGAACCUCACGACAGUGGCACGCCAGAACCUCCCACCAUGCCCUGGCUGAGUCUGAUGCGAAGGAGCAGUCUUCCUCCAAAGUAACCUUUAGGAAAAAGGGAGGAUGGAAAGCAGGUCCCGAGGGCACUUCUCAGGACAUUCCCAAGUACAUCACUGCUUCUACUUUUGCUCAAGCCCGAGCUGCUGAAAUCAGUGCCAUGUUGAAAGCAGUGACGCAGAAGUCUUCCAAUUCACUGGUCUUCCAGACUCUGCCACGGCACAUGAGACGAAGAGCCAUGAGUCACAAUGUCAAACGCCUGCCUCGACGCCUACAGGAGAUUGCCCAGAAAGAGGCGGAGAAAGCAGUUCACCAGAAAAAAGAACACUCAAAAACUAAGUGCCAUAAAGCUCGACGAUGUCACAUGAAUCGGAUGCUAGAGUUCAACCGAAGACAAAAGAAGAACAUAUGGUUAGAAACUCACAUCUGGCAUGCGAAGCGGUUUCACAUGGUCAAGAGGUGGGGCUACUGCCUGGGAGAGAGGCCGACAGCCAAGAGCCACAGAGCCUGCUAUCGAGCCAUGACAAGCCGCUGCCUCCUUCAGGAUUUAUCCUACUACUGUUGUUUGGAGUUGAAGGGCAAGGAAGAAGAGAUACUGAAGGCACUUUCUCCAAUGUGCAGCAUAGACACAGGAUUGACUUUCGCAGCAGUUCACUGUUUGUCUGGAAAGCGCCAAGGUAGUCUCAUGCUUUACCGGGCAAAUAAAUACCCUCAGGAAAUGCUGGGGCCCGUGACAUUUAUUUGGAAGCCCCAGAGGACCCCCGCCGACACUUCUGAGAGCAGGCAGUUGUGGAUCUGGCUUCACCCAACUCUUAAACAGGAUAUCUUAGAGGAAAUAAAAGCCGCGUGCCAGUGUAUGGAACCCACCAAGUCAGCCGUCUGCAUCCCCGAUUCCCUUCUGACACCGUCCCAAGAAAAAGGCCAAACGGACAUGCCCGAGGAGAAAAUUGGUAGGAAGAGAAAAUGGGAAGAUGAUGGAGAAAAUGCUGAACCAAUUAAGAAAAUCAUUGGUGAUGGAACUAGAGACCCACUUCAACCAUAUUCUUGGCUGUCUCCAACCACAGGCAUUAUGAUCAGUGAUUUCACAAUGGAGAUGAACAGAUUCCGGCUGAUUGGUCCACUUUCCCACGCCAUCCUAACUGAGGCAUUAAAAGCUGCUUCUGUCCACACCGAGGGAGAGGACACAGAGAAGACACCUCACCGAUGGUGGAUUGAAACCUGUGAGAAUCCUGAUAGCGUUUCCCUUCAUCACAGACAAGAAGGCAUUUUUGGACUGUUGGGAGGAAUUACAUCCCCAGCGGAAAUCCCGGCAGGUACUGUUCUGGGACUGACGGUUGGUGAUCCACGAAUAAAUCUGCCUCAAAAGAGGUCCAGAGUGUUGCCCAAUCCCGAAAAAUGCCAAGAUAAUGAGAAAGUUAGACAGCUGCUUCUGGAGGGUGUGCCUGUGGAGUGUUCGCAUAGCUUUCUUUGGAACCCAGAUAUCUGUAAGAGUGUCACAGAGAAUAAAAUCUCGGAUCAGGAUUUAAACCGGAAGAGGAGCGAGUUGCUGGUGCCCGGAUCACAGCUUCUUUUAGGUCCCCAUGAGUCCAAGGUUCCUAUACUAUUGAUUCAACAGCCAGGAAAAGCGACUGGUGAUGACCAGCAAGGCUGGGGAAGUGGCUGGGACGUCCUGCUCCCAAAGGGCUGGGGCAUGGCUUUCUGGAUUCCUUUUAUCUAUCGAGGUGCACGAGUCGGAGGAUUAAAAGAGACUCUAAUGCAUUCUCAGUAUAAAGGGUCACCCAAUGUUCCAGGUGAUUUCCCAGAUUGUCCUGCUGGAGUUCGGUUUGCUCAGGAGCAGGCUAAGAAUCUUCUGGAAAAGUACACAAGACGCCCUCCUGCCAAACGGCCCAAUUACGUUAAGCUUGGCACUCUGGCACCUUUCUGCUGUCCCUGGGAGCAGUUAACUCGAGACUGGGAAUCAAGGGUCCAGGCCCGGGAGGAAUCACCGGCAACUCCCUCUCCAGGGGGUGAGGAGAGUGGCCCCAGGAGAGACAUGGUGCCUUGUGCUCCCACAGCCCAAAGGACUCGACAGCUCUCUGAUGAUGCGGGCACAUCCCUAAACGACGCAGACAUGAUGGACACAGAUUGUCCAGCCCCGGCGGGGACCAAGUGGGUAGCAGGCCGGGGUGCCCCCCGUAGUCUCCUCUGCGUUGUGAGGAGCAGAAAGUUACUGAGGCAGCUGUCAGCCUGGUGUGGGGACAGUCGGGCAGCCCAGCGAGCUCCCGGCAGAGGGCAGCAGGACUUGACCAGAGAGGCCUGCCUGUCCAUCUCGGACCGCUUCCCCCGGGCCCUGGUGUGGGUCAGGCUGUCCCUGCUCAGCAAGGGCAGCCCCGAGCCGCACACCAUGAUCUGUGUCCCAGCCGAGGAGGACCUCCUCCAGCUCAGCCGGGAUCGGCUCUACCGUGGGCCCCAGGAAUCCAAGCACAGCGACCCCUUCAAGAGCAAGAUCCGGAAACAGAAGGAGCAGAAGAAAAGGGAGAAGAGGCAGAGCCCAGGGCCUGCUGCAGCCGAAGGCCUGGCCGAGGGGGACCCCCCUGGGCACCAGGCUCUGACCCUGGGCUUGUGGUCUGGCCCGCUCCCGGUUGUGACUUCUCACUGCUCCCGAGUCCUCCUGGGCUUUGUCACACAGGGAGACUUUUCCAUGGCUGUCGGCUGUGGAGCGGCCCUGGGGUUUGUUAGUUUGACAGGCCUGCUGGAUAUGCUGUCCAGCCAGCCGGGAGCAGAGAGGGGCCUCGUGUUACUGAGGCCGCCUGCCUCUCUGCAGUAUCGAUUCGCAAGGAUCGCUAUUGAGGUGUGAGGGUCAGUUUACAUCCUGGCAGGUAGAGAUAAUAACUGUAUUUGCCAAGUCCCAUAACUGGAGAGUUGUUUUCGCCUUCUUCUGUUUCAAAAUGUUGUGUGAAAUUCCUUGGAAACAAGAAUUAACAUUACGUAUUUAUGCAAAUGGAUGAAAUGUAAUCUUAUUCCAGAUUCCAGUAAUCUCAUUGCUGUCCCUCUUCCCCUUUCUUUGCUGUAAUGCUUUAUAUGGCCAAAAGCUUAUGUAUUUUGAUAUCUUGGUCUCUGUAAUUCUUGAUGAAAAUAAUGAAACUCCAUGUUUUCUUGUCCCCCCCUUUUUUUAAAUCAGGAACAGAGGGCUGUCACAUCUGUUUGAAAAAUCUUGUAGUCAUGAGAUAAGUGACAAUGGUUGUUUAAUGAUUUUAUUUAAUUUAAAAUCUUUGUUUUUAAAAUUUUAUUGGAGUUAGUGGGCUUA